UUCAAACAAUAAAACACCUCAAAAACCAUUGGUAUUUCUCUUACGUGGAUUCCCAUAAUCCUUAAAUGCAACGCUUUAGCUUCUUUGAGAUAGCGUACACGAUUUUCCUAGUUUGUGUAUAUUAGCUUGCAGCCCUACAAUCGUAAGAUAUCCUAACAACAAGUGUAGGCAGCGUUAAGGGUUAACGGUAAGUGACAGAAUAACUACAUUAAAACCUCUAAAUACGUUAAAAAGCUAUUAUAAACACCGUGUCCGUGUUUAAAGGUGAGCUGUAUAUGUGUCCUAACUAAUUAUUGGUAAAAUAAAAGUUUAUUUCGCCGUAUUUUCGUGUUUUUCCAGUCAUUGACUACAUUUCCCAGGAAGCUUUGCGGCAUCACUUGACGCUCAGCUGGUCCCACAUGACAGUCAUUGACUACAUUUCCCAUGAAGCUUUGCGGCAUCACUUGACGCUCAGCUGGUCCCACAUGAUAGGUAUAUCCAGACAUCCCAGCUUCUGCAGAAACAAGUCAUAACCGGUCACCUAUAGUAUACUUUGCUAAUAACAUAAUAGUUACCUACAACUCACCGGGGGAACAGCACGCACAGUCAUGGCCCCUUCUGCUGAUAAACAACUGACCGGUCUAGUUGCUGCCACGUUCACUCCAUUGACCACAGAAGGUGAAAUCAACCUAUCAGUGAUUGGACCUUAUAUUGAUUACUUGACAGAGAAACAAGGUGUAAAUAACAUAUUUGUGAAUGGCUCCACCGGAGAGGGCCUGUCUCUCACUGUUGAAGAGAGGAAGACGCUGGCAGAGGACUGGUGUGUGAAAGCCAAGGACAAAAAGGUUCAGGUGAUUGUGCAUGUCGGCUGCAUGAGUCUCAAAGAUUCCCAAGAACUGGCUCAACAUGCAGAGCAGAUCGGGGCUGAUGCGAUAGCAGUCAUGGCCCCCUUCUUCCUCAAGCCUAAAAAUGCAGAUGUGUUGAGGUCGUACCUCCAGGAAGUGGCUUCAGCUGCCCCAACUCGGCCCUUCUAUUAUUAUCAUAUUCCAGCUAUCACUGGUAUUAAUGUGCUGGUGAGAGAUUUGUUGGAGGGUAUUGAUGAGCUCAUUCCCACGUUCAGAGGCGUGAAGUUCAGUGCAACUGACCUGAUGGACUUUGGCCAGUGUGUCAGCUACAUUCAGCCUAACUGGUCGCUCCUCUACGGCGUGGACGAGCAACUGCUUGCAGGUCUGGCUAUGGGAGCCGACGGAGCAAUUGGCAGCACGUAUAACUACGCAGGAUGUCAUAUAAACAAGCUCAUAGCAGCAUUUGAGAAAGGCGACCUUGUCCAAGCCCGGACAAUACAGUUCAGGAUGCAAGAGAUUCUCCGUUUUGCCAUCAAGCUUGGUUUUGAUAUAGGAGUGAACAAGCAGCUGAUGAUCGUGCUGUCCGGCUUGAGUCUCGGUCCCCCUCGACUCCCUGUGAUGCCGUGUCCUCAUGAUAUCGCUGUGUCCAUCGCACAGAAAUAUCGCCACAUUUUUCCUGAAUGCUGAUUCUGUAUGUUCACACUGGGUUGUUGAAAUACCUAAACACAACACAUUUAUACUUUGAAUCAAACCUUACUCUAAAAAUAUCAUCUUUUUCACGGGUCAAUCUUUUCCUUCAACAGGGAAAAAAAAAAAAUUGUUACAUUUUCAGCUGGAUAGUUUUUAAAAUCCUGCAUAUUCUUGAUAGUUUCUUUAAUCUCAGUGUUUCAUAAAGUGUAAAAACUCCAAUUACUCAGGGGAAUGUGGUACUGUACUGCAACCAGAGACUGCCUGUUACAAAUCAGCAGUUUAUUAGCUUCUUAUCCUGUACUGUGUAAACUGAAUCUCUUUUUGAGGAGUUUGAGCACGCUACGCCUUGUUUUGUACGUCACGUUGCAUUCAUAGAGAUUAAAAAUGAUCACAGUGAACUAUUUCAAAAAUGUCAAAGCUUCGCUACUGCAUUGUUUUUGUUCUACAGGUUUGUAGAAUGUUUUGCCUCCAUCUAUAAUCGCCACCAGUGAAAUGAAAGUUGAACAUUUUAUGAUUGUUUUCCUACUUUUGAAAAAUCACAGUUGGGGAAAAACCCCGACCUUAAGCUGACUCCAUCAGAGGGACGACAAAAGAGACGUAAAGGGCAUUGAUAUGAACACUGUUUCAUGAAAAAAUGAACACUCCAGAAAAGGGAAUAAAACCUCCAAGUUGUUAAAAGGGAGCAUAAAACACUCGCAAAUGAGAUUCAGCCUUUGAGGUGGAAUUUUUGAAUUAAAAGUUUUUAUUAAAUGUUCUUAAUGACUUAUUAAAGGGAAAUAUACUGUGUAAUGAAGUAUUUUUGCUUUGUAUCGCUAUAACAAAUGAUCACUAAUUUCUUACUAAUAAAUGCGUUGAUACA
Molecule: messenger RNA, 2373 nt
Organism: Sebastes umbrosus (honeycomb rockfish)
Lineage: Eukaryota; Metazoa; Chordata; Actinopteri; Perciformes; Sebastidae
Gene: npl
Product: N-acetylneuraminate pyruvate lyase (dihydrodipicolinate synthase)
Exons: 13
Coding region: 588-1511 (307 amino acids)
Biological process (GO): N-acetylneuraminate catabolic process
Molecular function (GO): 4-hydroxy-tetrahydrodipicolinate synthase activity; N-acetylneuraminate lyase activity
Source: RefSeq, a predicted model, not a curated record